Messenger RNA from Callorhinchus milii (elephant shark), 1880 nucleotides. RefSeq names its product lysine-specific demethylase 9. The record is from RefSeq and is a predicted model, not a curated record. Gene Ontology annotation, cellular component: nucleus. Lineage: Eukaryota; Metazoa; Chordata; Chondrichthyes; Chimaeriformes; Callorhinchidae. The transcript has 7 exons. The coding region runs from base 8 to 1837 and encodes 609 amino acids.
GCAGAAGAUGGCGCAGAUCGGCCUGAUCCGCCUGAAGGAGCCGCGGCCUCGGUCUCCGGCCCUGAACUCUCCCGUCCCGGAACCACCCGUCCCGGCCGCCAAGAGGCGCAAAACCCGGCACCAGCGCGAGCCCGAGAGGAGGAGCGGCCAUUCCCCGCCGCCCGCCUUGUACUCGCUCAGCCCGGCCCCGCCCCCCGACGUCUCCAUCUCCCGGGUAAAGGCCCCGCGGGACCAGGACAGGAAACCCCGGGACAGACAGGAGAAGAGCGUCCGCCGCCCCGGCACAGGUGGUGCAGAUGAAAAUGGGAAAAGUCGGAAAUCUAAUGAAUACUUGAGCAAAAAAAUGAAGAAGAAAAAGAAAAAGAAAGAUCGUGAUUGUCCAAGAAUGAGGCGAUUGAAAGUGUAUAAUAAGGAGGUGCAAACAGCAUGUACUGCGAUGACCCAUGUCCAUCUGGACACUCGGGAACCAGGCUCUUCUGUUCCCACAAUGAAAAUUGAUAAAGAAUGGAUUCAGCCUCAUGACCAGCCUAGCAGGCUGGAUAUGGAAAGGAAUGAUUGCAGACUUCCUUCAGGUGCGCAGUUACCAUUCUUAUCACACAGAGAUCACUGUGUACGUAAGGGACUUGUGCGGACAGGCUCCUCUACAUUUGCUCGCUUUAUACAUGUGGACCACCAGCCGAAUGGCGGAGCUCCUGUGCUCCAUGCCUACAUGGAUGAACUCUCUCUUUUGCCUCCUGUGGAGGUGGAGAAGUUUGCUGAGGAAUUUCUUACAUUGACUUUUAGUGAAAAUGAGAAAAAUGCAGCCAAUUACGUGAUGGCAGUUGUUCACGGAGCAGCAGCCUAUUUACCAGAUUUUCUGGAUUAUUUUGCUUUUAACUUUCCUAAUACUCCAGUGAAAAUGGAAAUACUGGGAAAGAAAGACAUUGAAACUACAACCAUCUCAAACUUUCACACUCAGGUUUCACGGACAUAUUGCUGUGGCACAUAUAGAGCAGGUCCCCUGAGGCAGGUCAGUCUGGUAGGAGCUGUGGACGAAGAGGUUGGAGAUUUUUUCCCAGAAUUUCUUGAUCUGUUGGAAGAAUCCCCAUUUUUGAAAAUGACAUUGCCGUGGGGAACUCUAUCCAAUCUUAAACUUCAGUGCCGGUCACAGAGCGACGAUGGCCCAAUAAUGUGGGUUCGGCCAGGGGAGCAGAUGAUUCCUACAGCAGAUAUGCCAAAGUCCCCUUUCAAGAGACGAAGGUCAAUGAAUGAAAUUAAGAACUUGCAGUAUCUGCCUCGAGCCAGUGAACCUCGGGAAAUCCUGUUUGAGGACAGGACGCGAGCUCAUGCAGACCACGUGGGGCAGGGCUUUGAUUGGCAGAGCACAGCGGCCGUCGGUGUUCUGAAGGCCAUCCAAUAUGGAGAAUGGAGCGAUCGACUUCGUGUAACUAAAGAUGUGGUUUGUUUUCAUGCUGAGGAUUUCACUGAUGUUGUACAGAGAUUGCAGUUAGAUCUACACGAGCCACCAGUCUCACAGUGUGUUCAGUGGGUGGAUGAAGCAAAACUAAACCAGUUGAGACGGGAGGGGAUCCGCUAUGCCAGGAUCCAGCUAUCAGACAAUGAUAUCUACUUUAUUCCUCGAAAUGUUAUUCACCAGUUCAAAACUGUGUCUGCUGUGUGCAGCUUAGCUUGGCACAUACGCCUGAAACGGUAUCACCCAGAGCAACCAAAUCCAAUCCCAAACCCACCCUCUGGCAGCACCACUGCAGGGACUGAGGUGGAAACUGAUGUGACGAUGGAGCCUGAAGUUGAGACAGGCACCAUUAAUGCAGGAACAGGAUCGCAGGACCCACAGUGAUCUGUAAAUCCUCAACUUUUUUAAAUAAAUAUUUUUUUUUAAA